UUAUUUGUUGAAAAAAAAUUCCCAAUUUGAUUUUUUUUUAUUACAUUAAAACCACUGCUCUUUAAAAUAUUAUUAUCCUGCAUAAUGUCCUACAUGAAAAAUGGUUCUAUUCCCGAAUUCGAAGAUGUUGACGAUAGUACAUUCCUCAAUCAUCCUCGACAAGGUUCGAAGGGAUAUAUUCUUUCUAAUAAUAAUGAUCCAUCUUCAUCAAUGGCUGAUAAACGAUUACAAUUAUUUGAAGAACGGCGGCGAAUUGAAGAACAAACACUUCAAUCAACGAAAAAUUCUUUAGGGCUUAUCUAUGAAACCGAAAAAAUAGGCGUUCAUACUGCUGAAGAAUUAUUGCAUCAACGUGAACAGCUGGAUAAUGUCAAUGAAAAACUUGAUUCAAUUAAUUCGAUUAUGCGUAUGUCACAAAAACAUAUUUCAUCCAUGAAGAGUAUGUUUGGUGGUUUCAAAAAUAUGUUUUCAAAAAAUCAGGAUCCUAAAAAUUUGCCGCCAGUAAAUACGAAAAAAAUAUCGUCAUCGGCAAGUGAUAAUAAACUGCAACAUACAUUGGAGAAUAUAUCGAAAAAUACUUCGGUCAUCAACGAUAGUCGAAUCAGCCAUAAAUUCGAUGUUAAUGAUGACAUGAAUAGCCGUAACAUGCCUGAUAAGACGAAAAAUUUAUCAUCAUAUGAGAUACGAUCACAAGAAAUUGACCAACAAUUGGAUGAGAAUCUUUCCGAAAUGGGUCUCGGUAUUAGCCGCUUGAAAGAAUUGGCAUUAGGUUUGGGCACCGAAAUUGAUAGUCAAAAUAAACUGCUUGAUACAAUUGCAACGAAAUCGGAAAAAGCACAGGAUACAGUGAGUAAUCAAAAUAGGCAAAUGAAUCGUAUCCUUAAAGGAUAAACAAUUGUCGCUCUACAGAAUCAAAUUUGGAAUAUUCUUUUAUUAAAUUGCAAAAUAAAUUUAUAAAUCAAAUUUUA
This is a messenger RNA of Dermatophagoides farinae (American house dust mite), 968 nucleotides long. It is a transcript of the gene Snap29, whose product is annotated as Synaptosomal-associated protein 29kDa. Gene Ontology annotation, biological process: synaptic vesicle priming; exocytosis; synaptic vesicle fusion to presynaptic active zone membrane. The record is from RefSeq and is a predicted model, not a curated record. Gene Ontology annotation, molecular function: syntaxin binding; SNAP receptor activity. Lineage: Eukaryota; Metazoa; Arthropoda; Arachnida; Sarcoptiformes; Pyroglyphidae. Gene Ontology annotation, cellular component: plasma membrane; SNARE complex.